AUGGUGGAACAAGUUGUAGAUGUUGACUUUAAAAAAAACCUGCUGAGUCCCAACGGCGCAUUCUAUUUGGUUGCGAUCAAGCAAAAUGACAUCCCAAAAUUGUUAACGUUCGAUAGCAGACUUCAUGGCAGCGUAGUACUUCAUCGCUGGUGUGGCAUUGAACAUUUGUUUGUGUUGAAGUUCACCCGGAAACAUGAAGAAAAUGCUGGUCCAAUGUGA
Messenger RNA from Soboliphyme baturini, 219 nucleotides. The record is from the annotation of a GenBank genome assembly. Lineage: Eukaryota; Metazoa; Nematoda; Enoplea; Dioctophymatida; Soboliphymatidae.